Messenger RNA from Saccoglossus kowalevskii, 1336 nucleotides. RefSeq lists its product as uncharacterized. Gene Ontology annotation, molecular function: RNA binding; DNA binding. NCBI's taxonomy places the organism in Eukaryota, Metazoa, Hemichordata, Enteropneusta, Harrimaniidae. Gene Ontology annotation, biological process: ribosomal small subunit biogenesis; ribosomal large subunit biogenesis. The record is from RefSeq and is a predicted model, not a curated record. Gene Ontology annotation, cellular component: nucleolus.
CGCGUGGUGUAAUCGUUCAAAGCUUUUUGAUCGUCAACUCUUUGAGUUUAUAGAGUAAUUUCUAUAUUUCCAUUGUAUUAUACUUUCAUUCAGGCAUUACGAGGUAACCAAUGUUUAUUUUAAAUAGUAUCAGCUGAAUUUAUACUCGCUGGCAUCAAUUUGUUCGGCCGAGAAGAUUGUUCUUACCGGUCCGAGUACCAGCCACGACGCGUAAAGGCGACAGGGUCACGAGAAGCACAUGUGUAACCAGCUGAUCGACGAGUCUUCCACCGUGGUUACAAUAAUGACGUCAACGUCGGACUCUCUACGAACUCGCCUUGAGGAGAGAAACAAUUACUUUAACCGUAUGAUUAAUCUUAUUCCAGUGGAAGUUUACUUUGAUCAGGAAGAUCAACAGAAAAAAGACCCAGCAGCAAAUCAAGACGAGUCAAAAGCAAGCAAGAAAGGAAAGCGUAAACGUCAACGAUUGGAUCCGAAACACCACAAAAAUGUGACUGACAUCCAGAAAGAAAUGGACGAGAAUGAAGAAACGGCGAUUGGAGGGACGAAGGAAGAGGACUCCAGUGAUGAAGAUGACGGUGACAAAAAAUCCAAAAUGGCGAAACCAAUCAAUGUGGAACAAAUACAAAGUAAUUUGAGUUUAAAUGAACUUAGAACAAAACUACAGAACAAAAUUCUGGGCAUGAAGGGAAAGCGGAAAGCAAGUGAUGAUGGGACAGAUAAACAAAUAAAGAAGCAAAGGAGACUAGACAAAAAGAUGAAAGAGAAGAAAAAGAAAGAAUUCAAAGAAAACGCUUCCAGGAACAAUUCAAUGAAAAUGCUGAACAAUAAAAUAAAACUGAACAAAGAAAACGGACAAAAGCCAAUUGUUAAUAAUGAAGGAAAAGUUGUUUUCAGUAAAUUUGAUUUUUCAGAAUCUUUGGAAAGUAAAGACCUACGGAAAAAGAAAAAAAAACAAAACAUUAGCAACAAAAAUGUGAAAGCUUUGUUAAGACAAGUGGAAAUGAAGAAAGAAAAAUUUAAUGAGAUGAAGGAAAAGGAUCCUGAAAAAGCGAAAAAUGUUGAACAGAAACAGGCUUGGAAGAAAGCCAUGCAGAAGGCGGAAGGAGUGAAACUUAAAGAUGACCCUGAACUUUUGAAAAAAUCUAUCAAAAAAAGAGAGCAGAUAAAAAAGAGGAAUAAGAAGCAGUGGGAUGAGAGAAAAGUUGUCACUGAGAAAUUAAUUAAAAAACGACAAGACAAGAGGAAGAAAAAUAUCAAGAGCAGGAAAGAUCACAAAUUGCAAAAGAAAAUGAAAGUCAUGAAAAAGAAAGGGAGAAUUUUACCCGGAUUUUAA